GUUUUUACUAAACAAUAUUUUAAUAGUUACAACAUUAUAUAGAAGUAUAACAUUUUACAUUAACUACAAAUAUAAUGCAAGACCAGAACCUUUUCAGACCAGUUGAUUACGUUGUAUUUGGCGUCAUGUUGAUAAUUUCCCUGGCAAUCGGUAUAUACUACAGUUGGAAAGACAGGAGUACAAAAGACAAGACAAGGAAUUACCUUAUUGCGGGAAGUAACAUGAACAGCUGGGCAGCAGGAAUGUCACUCAGUUUUACCGUGAUUUCACCGACAACAAUUCUUGCCAUUCCCGCUGAGAUUUAUAUUUUUGGCUCUAUGUUUAUUUGGCUCGUGGUGGCCGCAUGGAUUGUUGGACUAUUUACGAUUUCGUUGUACAUACCACUCUUUUUUCGAUUGAAUAUUACAAGUAUAUAUGAAUACCUCCAGCUGCGCUACAGCUAUCCCGUUCGAAUUCUUGGAACAAUUGCAUUCAUAGUACAAACGACAAUGUAUAUUGGUGUUAUGGUAUACACUCCAGCAUUGGCAUUUACGCAAGUUUCUGGAUUCAAUUUAUGGGCUGCAAUAUUUACCACGGGCAUUGUCUGCACUGCUUACACAACUGUGGGUGGACUGAAAGCGGUGAUAUGGACAGAUGUGUUUCAAGGAGUUGUUAUCAUGAUAAUUCAAGUCAUUGUUUUGUUUAUGAGUGCUAGUUAUGUUGGUGGAUGGAAAAUAGUGUGGGAAGCAAACUCAAAAACUGAUCGAUUCAAUUUCUUUGAUUCGGAUUUCGAUCCCCGAACUCGCCAUACGGUAUGGAGUCUUCUGAUCGGCCUAACGAUAUUGUGGUUAAGUAUAUAUGCUACCUCACAAUCACAAGCUCAACGAUUUUUAGCUUGCAAAAGUGCAAAAAGUGCCAAGAAAGCAAUGAUCUUUUCUGAUGUUGUAAUAUCGUUUGUUGUAUUACUCUCCGUGAUCAUAGGUUGGGUAACAUACGCAGCUUUUCACAACUGCGACCCCAUUCUGACCAAGCAAGUCACCGCACCGGACCAGUUGCUUCCGUUCAUGGUGACGAGGGUAUUCCAACUUUACCCAGGGCUUUCAGGAGCAUUUUUGGCAGCCGUUUACGCUGGAAGUUUGAGCACAUUAUCUUCGGGAAUAAACGCAAUGGCUUGCGUAACAACAGAAGAUCUUAUUCGGCCUUUUGUUAGAUGGAGUGAUUCCACCAUGAUUGUUGUUGCAAAAGCAUUAGCUUGCUUCUACGGAUUUUGUGGAAUUGGAUUUGCAUGUAUGUGUUCUAUACUCGGGAAUAUUCUUCAAACCUCUUUAACAUUACUAGGAAUUCUCGGAGGUCCUACAUUGGGGAUGUACACUAUGGGUGCUGUGUUUCCAUUAGCUAACUCUUGGGGUGCUUCUAUCGGAUUCAUUUCAGGUGUGUCAUUCUCGUCAUGGAUAUAUGCUGGAAGUCGACAUUAUCCUCCUCAACUAAAAUAUUGGAAACCGAAAUAUCGAUCUACGUCUGAAUGUGUAUCGGAGAAUGACGUUGAAAGCACAUUUAUUAGUAUGAUCAACACGACAAUGAAAAUGACAAAUACGUCUCCUUUUCUGUCAGAAACGGUUUCGAAUACAGCUAUUGCAUCCAUACAACCGUAUGACGCACCACGUCCUGCUUUGGCUAACCUGUAUGAUGUCUCAUAUCUCUACUACGCGCCAAUUGGUUUAGCAGUGACUUUGGUAGUCGGUCUUUUCGUCAGUGCUUUAACAUGUAAGAACAAGUGA
Messenger RNA from Styela clava, 1757 nucleotides. Its product is annotated as sodium-coupled monocarboxylate transporter 1-like. Gene Ontology annotation, molecular function: symporter activity. The record is from RefSeq and is a predicted model, not a curated record. Gene Ontology annotation, biological process: sodium ion transport; transmembrane transport. NCBI's taxonomy places the organism in Eukaryota, Metazoa, Chordata, Ascidiacea, Stolidobranchia, Styelidae. Gene Ontology annotation, cellular component: membrane.